AUGUCAACAGCCAAAUUAGAUUUUGUUAGAGAGUAUGAAAAGGAAAUACAAAAACAAUGGAAAGAUAACAAGACAUUUGAGGUGGACGCACCAGUCGACAAGACCAAUGUCGAAGAGCCAAAGUACAUGGCCUCUUUCCCAUACCCAUAUAUGAACGGUAGAUUGCACAUUGGUCACGUAUUCACCGUCACCAAAGCUGAAUUCAUGUGUCAAUUCCAACGUCUCAAGGGCAAGCGUGUCUUGUUCCCAUUUGCAUUCCAUUGCACCGGUAUGCCAAUCAAGGUCUGUGCUGACAAGUUGAAAAAGGAAAUGGAAGAGUUUGGUACUCCACCAGUAUUCCCAAUUGAUGAACCAGAAAAGGUCGUUGAAAAAGUAGCAAUUAAAGAAGAUCCAUUACAAUUUAAAUCAAAUAAAUCAAAGGUAAAGGCAAAGACUGGGGGUAUUGCGAGACAAUGGAAGAUUAUGCAAAGUUUGGGAAUCACAGACGAGGAGAUUCCAAAGUUUGCCGAUACUACCUAUUGGUUGAACUACUUCCCACCACACUGCAAGGGAGAUUUGGAGUCGAUUGGUAUGGGUAUUGACUGGCGUCGUUCGUUUAUUACGACCGAUGUCAACCAAUACUAUGACAGUUUUGUGCGUUGGCAAUUCACUGCUCUCCGCGAGCAAGACAAGGUUAAAUUCGGUGAGAGAUACUCGAUUUGGUCGACCACUGACAACCAACAAUGCGCCGAUCACGAGCGUUCCCAAGGUGAGGGUGUGCAACCACAAAACUAUACAUUGAUCAAGUUGGAGGUUGUCGAGCCUGCUCCAGCCGUCUUGGCACCCAUUAUGGCUGCCGGCAAAAAGGUGUAUCUUGUGCCAGGCACACUCCGUCCAGAGACCAUGUACGGUCAGACCAACUGCUGGGUGUUGCCAACCGGAAAGUACGGCGCAUUCGAGAUGAAGGACGGAUCGGUGUUUGUGUGUACCGAGCGAUCAGUGCGCAACAUGGCCUACCAAGGCUUGACCAAGGUGCGUGGACAGUUUGACAAGUUGGCCGAGUUUACCGGUCAAGACUUGAUUGGUGCAUCGCUCAAGGCUCCAUUGGCCAUCAACCCCAUCGUCCACGUCCUCCCAAUGCUUUCGAUCGACGAGAACAAGGGUACUGGUGUCGUCACCUCGGUGCCAAGUGACUCGCCAGACGACUAUGCCACCUUGGUCGACCUCAAGCUCAAGGAGCCAUUGCGUAAAAAGUUUGGCGUCAAGGACGAGUGGGUGCUCCCAUUCGAGGUCAUCUCGAUCAUUGAUAUCCCGGGCUACACCGAGACUGAAGCAUGUGCCGUGCGUGCCUACCGCGAGUUCCAAGUCAAGUCACAAAACGACCGUGACCUCUUGGACAAGGCCAAGGACUUGUGCUACCAAAAGGGAUUCAACGACGGUGUCAUGGCCGUCGGUCCAUACAAGGGCGAGAAGGUCAGCGUCGUCAAAAAGACCAUCAAGGACGAGAUGGUUGCCAGCGGACAAGCUGUCAACUACUCUGAGCCCGCCGGAAAGGUCGUGUCGCGUAGUGGAGACGAGUGUGUCGUCGCACUCACCGACCAAUGGUACAUCAACUAUGGUGAAGAGGACGAGCAAUGGCGUCAAAGCGUGCUCAAGAACUUGGCCACCAUGGAACUCUUUUCGCCAGAGACAAGAAAGCGUUUCGAGAUUGCACUCGGUUGGUUGGGUCAAUGGGCCUGUUCACGUUCCUUUGGUCUCGGCACCAAGUUGCCAUGGGCCCAAGAAUUCUUGAUCGAGUCACUCUCUGACUCGACCAUCUACAUGGCAUUUUACACGAUUGCUCAUAUCCUCCAAUCCGACUUUAACGGACAGGUACAAGGUAGCGGCAAGAUCGCACCACCACAAAUGUCCAAGGAGGUGUGGGAUUACGUCUUGUUGAACGGUGAUUUGGAAAAGGCUCAUUCGACCUCGCAAAUUGCAAAGGACACCCUCACACUUAUGAAGCGUGAGUUUAACUAUUGGUAUCCAUUGGAUCUCCGUGUCAGUGGUAUCGAUCUCGUCCAAAACCAUCUCACCUUCUUCCUCUACAACCACGCCACUCUCUUCCCCGAACACCACCAACCACGCGGUAUCCGUGCCAACGGGUUUGUCUUGUUGAACGGUGAGAAGAUGAGCAAGUCGAGCGGAAACUUUUUGACCUUGUUUGACGCUGUCGAAAAGUACUCGGCCGACGCCACCCGUGUCGCUCUUGCCGACGCCGGAGACGGUGUUGAAGACGCCAACUUCCUCGACAAGACUGCCUUGUCUGCAUUGUUCAAGCUCCACACUCAAGUCACCUGGGUCGAGGAAAUGCUCCUUGCUCAAGACAAGAUGUACACUGGCGCACCCACCCGUGCCCAAGAUAUCGUCUUUGCCAGCGAGAUUAACCGUGCCAUCAAGCAAGCCGAAGACGCCUACGAAAAGAGCCAGUUCCGUGAAGCCCUCCGUAUCGUCUUUUUCGACUUCCUCGCCUCGCGUGACUACUACAAGUCGGUGCUCGACUCUGUCGAAAACAUGUCCAAGGAGCUCAUCAACCGUUUCAUCGAGGUGCAAGCCAUCCUCAUGUACCCCAUCGCCCCACACUUUUCACAAAAGAUUUUCAACUUGAUUGGCAAGGGCGACAUUACCAACGCCCGUUGGCCACUCGCCACCGACGUCGAUGUCAUGGCACUCCGUCAAAACGACUACCUCAAGUCGACCGCCUACGACGUUCGUACCAAGAUCAACAUCUUCCUCAAGUCCAAGAACAAGGGAGGCAAGACCGACGCCAAGGCUGAAAAGGCUGUCAUCUACAUUAGCAAGACCUAUCCAAAGUGGAAGAUCCACACACUCGACUAUCUCUCCAAGAUCUACGACGCUGAAAACAAGUGUUUCACCAAGGAGACUGCCACCAUCUUGGAAGACCUCAAAAAGGAAGACGAACUCAAGUCUCAACUCUCCAACAUUAUGCAAUUCAUCCGUGUCGUCGAAGCCGAGAUCAAGUUGAAUGGUAGCCAAGCUCUCGAAACUACUCUUCCAUUUGCCGAAGAUCAAGUCAUUACCUCCAACAUGGACUAUCUCAUCCGUUCACUCGAAUUGACUUCCAUCGAAGUAAAGGAAGCCUCUGAACAAGAUCUUAAACAAAUCAAGGGUCAACCUCCUACCCCAGGUAAACCUUCUCUAAUCAUUUCCUAA
Molecule: messenger RNA, 3192 nt
Organism: Cavenderia fasciculata
Lineage: Eukaryota; Evosea; Eumycetozoa; Acytosteliales; Cavenderiaceae
Gene: leuS
Product: leucyl-tRNA synthetase
Exons: 3
Coding region: 1-3192 (1063 amino acids)
Biological process (GO): leucyl-tRNA aminoacylation
Molecular function (GO): aminoacyl-tRNA deacylase activity; leucine-tRNA ligase activity; ATP binding
Source: RefSeq, a predicted model, not a curated record